UCGACCAAUCACUGUCCACAGCGAGGAGGAAAACUUGGAAGAUUCUCAGGCUGGUGAAUCGCGUUUCGCGAUGGGAGAAAUAAAAGUGGGAAGCGAUGAACAAUAGAACGGCGUGUUUCUGGGAGGCGCCAGCAUUCCCCAUCAAGAACUUUCUGGUUGGUCUCCUCGCGCAUACCGAUAGUCAAGCACGCGCUCGUUACAGAUUUAAAAGGCGUUUUCAGUCAACCAUGACGGCUAAAUCUGAAGAAAUAAAGGUGGUUUUCAGUCACACGACGGCUCUGAGGCGCAUCUGUUUUGACAGAAUCACACAGCCAGCGUCCUGUUGUUAAAUGAUUUGCAUACGGACUUCCGCCCCCUUCAUUAGUUUCUACAUCAACUACCAAAGGCAGUGGGCAGAUCUGAGCCCUCAUGUCAGACGUAGUCAUGCGGACUUGACAUUUAAACUCGCUUAAUAUUAUUUGGACCUGGACGGCAGACGCGUUCAUUUCGGAUUGCCCGGAUGGAUUCGGAUUAAACACACUGAGAUCUGACACUUUCAUUCUCUCAUUCGCGUUUACUAUGCUGGAUAUCUGUUUGUGGAUGUACCGUGACUGUGUUUCCUUUACUUGCAGUGUAAAUGGGAAUAUGUAAAACGCAUUGGACCAGACUGGGUAUUUUCUAGCAGGAAUAUGUGUUUUACAUCUCUCUGUGGGUGAUGAUUUGAGACCGGGGAUUCCUCUUCAGUUUGCACUUGUCUCUGGAUUGUAAAGUAGGUUUCGGGUUUACCCAAUUCAAUGCGAUAUAUGAUGUCUCCGUUUAUAAACGCCGGAAGAGUUGAUCAUCUCCUUAGAAUGGAGUUUUUCUUUGAAUUCUUUUGACAUAUUGGACAGCGUGGAUACAUACACACCAAAUAGCCGGUGUGUAUUUUUUUUUAGGUCCGAAAGGGUUGGAUUACCUGUUUUGGCAUACAUUUUAAGCUAUAUUUUUACAGGUUGGAUCUCCUGGUUCGUUUCGGGUAUACGAACUCGGUGCUUUUAAUGCAACUACUGUUGAUGUCACGCGAGUAUUCCUAGUGAUUCAGCGCAUUCGAAUAAUUUUGAUAACACACUCGUCUAAAAAAAUACCGUGUGCCAUCUAUUUAUUUAUUAUUGGUUAGAGGUAUUUGAAGGCUUUUGCACACCAUGACUUUCUUGUCCGGGGCAGCGCUUCUGUUGCUGCGUGGACUCGUCAUCUCUGCGGUAUUGGGUUUAGAGAGUUCAUACACGAGUGUUCUGUCGAACCGAGUCACUCCGGAUCCAGCAUCAGCUGUUGCUCCUACAGACCCAUGUUUGACGGUUAUCCCUCCAUGUAUGACCGAAGCCGACCGCUUCAGUUUAGAGGCUCUGCGGCACAUUCACAAGCAGCUAGAUGAUGACAAUGAUGGAGGCAUUGAAGUUAAUGAAAGUGUGGAGUUUAUUAGAGAGGAUAUGAAGCAGCAACAGACCAAUAAACACAGCAAUCUUCAUCGAGAGGACCAGCACAUCACGGUGGAAGAGCUGUGGAGGAGCUGGAAAAUAUCUGAAGUGCAUAACUGGACAAUGGAGGACGCAGUCCAGUGGCUGAAGGAGUCAGUGGAGCUUCCUCAAUAUGAAAAAAACUUCAGAGACUUUAAAGUAAACGGCAACACGCUACCUCGAAUAGCGGCCAAUGAACCGUCGUUUAUGUCAAUGCAGCUAAAGAUAUUAGACCAACGACAUAAACAGAAAUUAAAUUUAAAAGCAUUGGACGCUGUGCUGUUUGGGCCUCCACUACGUCCUUACCAUAACUGGCUUAAAGACUUUAUAUUGAUGAUCUCAAUCAUCAUUGGAGUUGGGGGCUGCUGGUUUGCAUACAUUCAGAACAAGUCAUCUAAAAUUCACAUCUCUCAAAUGAUGAAAGACCUCGAUAGUCUUCAGAAUGCUGAACAGAGUCUCAUAGAGCUACAGAGCCGGUUGGAAAAGGCUCAGGAGGAGAACCGGACGGUAGCGGUGGAGAAGCAGAACCUGGAGCAGAAGAUGCGUGAUGAGAUCAACGGUGCUAAGAAAGAAGCCAGCAGGCUGAAAGAGCUGCGAGAGGGUGCUGAGUGUGAGCUCAGCAGACUUAAAUAUGCAGAGGAGGAACUUGUGCAGGUGCGAAUGGCACUGAAGAGAGCAGAGAAAGAGAUGCAUUCUGAGUGGUCUGUGCCUGAAGCCUUGCAGAUGUGGCUACAGCUCACACAUGAGGUGGAAGUGCAGUACUACAACAUCAAAAAACAAAAUGCUGAACUGCAGCUUGCAGUCGCAAAGGAUGAGGCGGAAAAGAUCAAGAAGAAAAGAAACAGCGUGUUCGGUACACUCCACGUUGCACACAGCUCAUCGCUCGAUGAAGUAGACCACAAAAUACUUGAGGCUAAAAAAGCACUGUCAGAGGUCACGGCAUGCUUGCGGGAACGUCUGCACCGCUGGCAGCAAAUUGAGAAGUUGUGCGGCUUUCCGGUGGUUAAUAACUCUGGGCUGCCCAACCUCACUGCCUCGCUCUACGCCGACCACAGCUGGGUGGUCAUGCCGCGGGUGUCUGUGCCACCCUACCCGAUCGCAGGAGGGGUGGACGACCUCGACGAGGACACGCCCCCCAUCAUUUCACAGUUCACCUCUCCGAUGAUGCGACCUCCUCUGACCCGGAACAGCAGUGUGUGCCGUUCUCGCAGAAGUCUUAUGUCUCAGCCCUCGUCCCUCACAGCUGACCCCGAUCUGUUAUCCAUGGCAUCGGCCCCGCUGACCUACAGACCCGAGGGAGACGAGGAGCAUAUCUUUUUCACCGCAGAAAGAAAGGGGGACACCCAGGACACAUACUCAGAUUCGGACUCAUUCGGUUCCUCUUUGAGCAGGAAGUUCUCCACCACCUGCAUUCAAAGCACCUGUGCUGCAGGCACGGAUACCCCUCCAAGGAAAAUUUCACGUGAAGAACUUCUCCUCUUGGCGCAAGAGGCACAGGUCUCCGCCAUGGAGACCUUACCAUCUUCCUCAUCCUCUCCUUCAUCUCCACUUGACUCAUCUUCAGUUCACAAGGGCUCCCCUGACCUCACCCGCUCUUCUGUUUUCCCAGAAUCCCAAAGUUUAACCUUUCAUCCUGGCACCAAAGCUAUGGCCUAUAAUGGCAUUCUGGAAAAAUCAUACAGCAUGGGGCAGCUGCCCGCCGGUGGGACGCCUUCAGAGGGACUUUACCCCUCGAUUAGCUCACUCGACAUAGAAGGCAAAGCUAUCAAGGAGCCCAAGCAACUCCAAUCCUCGCAGGACUCUUGCGAUAACGGAGAGAAAAAACGCUCUAAGAUCAAGAGCUUGUUCAGGAAAAGCAAAAAGCUGUGAGGAACAGUAGUGAAGAGGAAAGAUAGAGAGGAAAAGAAGCCUUAAAAUUCAACAAAUAAGGGGGAUGCCGUCAACCAGAAGCCAAAACAUUUUUCAGUUCCUUUCACCUUUAUUUUAUAUUAAAAGAAUGUAGCUCCAUCUAGAUACAAUCUUGCAUUGGAAGCCUUUUAGGGAUUUUUCAUACAUAAACCAUUAAUAACCAGAAUUUUGUAGAAAUGGUCUCUUCACUCUGUUUAUUUGGGUGAAGUCUCUGUUUUCUAUUGAAUGCACCUUUAUGAUGUCAUCAGGAAGGGAUCAAGAAGUAAUAAAAAUAGGAAAAUAUAACAAUGUGACCCUAGACCACAAAACCAGUCAUAAGUCCGUAUAUUUGCAGCAAUAGCCAACAAUAAAUUGUAUGUGUCAUAAUUAUCUAUAUAUUUAUGUUUGUAAAUAUAUCAAAACUUUAUUUGGACAAAUUUAUUUUUUUAACCCUCAGAUUCCAGAUUUUCAAAUAGUUGUAUCUCGGCCAAAUAUUGCCCUAUCUUAACAUGUCAUAAAUCAAUGGAAAGCUAUUUAUUAAACUUUUAUAUUUCAAAAACUUGACCCUUUUGACUGGUUUUGUGGUCCAGGGUCACAAAUAGCUCAACAUUUUACAAAUCUCCAGAAUUUGCAAUUUGCAAAAGAAUAGUUCAGCCAAAAAAUAUAACACUGUCAUUCUUACACAAGUAUGCUGUUCAUUUUAAUGAAAGAUAUUUUAUUGCAAAGAUUGAAAAUAUUUUUCUUUUACACGUGCUUGUCCAAGACUCUUUGCCAGUAGUUAACAAAAAAUCAAGAACAGAAAUUAUUUCACUUUUAUAUACAUUUUAACAAUAUUUUGAAGUCAUACCAGACCCAAUGAAAAGCCUUUACUACAUUAAACAACAUUUACCUUGGUCGUAUGUAUUUAAGUAGAAAAAUAACUCCCAUUUGCUGAGAUGAAAUUUUAAAGGUUUAAAGCGCCCUUAAAAAUGGUCCUGCAAUACCUAUGCUAGAUCCUGGCCACUUUUAACUGUUAUUGUAUGGUAAUGUUUACUUUGACAAGAGCAUACGAGGAAUAACAUGAGGGCGAGUACAUAAUGACAGAAUCUGCAAUGUUGACUGAACUAUUCCUUUUACUAUUUCCUAUCUAAACCUUACAAUAUGAUGUCACAUUAGUUUGAACGGCAGCUUGUUUUUUUGAGAUAUUACUGCAAGUGCAAUGUUUAACAUUUUAGUGUUUAAAUUUCAUCAGUGAUACACAUUAAAGUUGCCAUAUAGUGUGAAAAUCAUCCAAAAUCUUUUCCUUAAAAGGGCCCAUGGUGAAUUAUUGGUUUCAGAUUUGUCCCUUUCUGUUUACAGCCACAGAGCUCCUGUACUUGACAAAUUUCCUUUAUGAGAAAAAAGGUAACACUUAACAUAAAGCAGCACGUCAAAACGCCUACAUAGUGAAAUAACGAACAGAAAUGAAUUCAUUAUUAUGUCAAUACAAACAAUUACUUUCCACUUACACUUACAUGUGUUAAAUAAAUACUUCAAUUAUCGCUAUACUUUUAAAUGUAUGAUUUUAAAAUAUUAACAGAAGCUGCAUAAAGGACAGCUGUGUAAAACUAGAAGUGUUUUGAAGAUGUCCAGGUGUUGAAUAUACACUGAAAAAAAUUGAAUUGAUUCAUUGAAUUUAAUCAUUUUUUUUAAGGUAAGUGGUUGCAAUCAAUUUAUUUAAGCUACAUUUAAACAAAAAAGAUUAGUAAAGUAAAAUAAAAUAUAAAACUUUUGUUUAAAUGUAGCUUAAAUAAAUUGAUUGCAACCACUUACCUUAAAAUUUUUUAUUAAAUUCAAUGAAUCAUUUUUUUCAGUGUAUAAGGCGUCAUGACUAACUGCUGUGUGGAAAGUGCUACUGAAUUACCCUGCUAAAGGUUGUUGCACUACUGCUUUCCUUAUCAGGAAAGAGUCGCUUUUGGCGGCAAUAAGAGUAAGUUAUGUUAGAUAGAUAAAGGAGAAUAUUUGUAAAGAUGCGUCGAAAAGCAACAAAAUUGAUAUCAUAGCACAUAUGAUGCAUUUACGCUUCUCACUACAUUUAUUCUCCUGAAUAUAUUUUUAUUUUAGUUGUUUUCAUCAUAUGUUUAAUAGAAGUUAUUAAAUUGUAGAAAUGUGAUUUCUAAUGGGUAGCUUUUUCUGAGGAGAAAUAUAUAUGAAAUGCCGAUUUUGACCUUUACCCCAAAUCCCUCUUUUCUGGACUGAGUGCCCUGUUUCAAGGGCGUUACCAUCACUGUGAUCAUCCUCUUUCACUCAUAACUAAACUGAUUAUAUUUUGGCAAAAUAAAAUAGUGCAAGACCAGUGCCAGAGAGGAGACGGAGACAGUGGUGCCUAAAUUAGUUUGUCUCAUUCACUCAGCAUUGUAUGUGUUGACACAGAUGAAGGGUAUACAGUUGAACUCAUAAGUUUACAUACAGCUUGAAAAUGUUAGUGUUUAAGGAAAAAUUUUAGAUAUCAUACAAACUGCAGUUUGUUUUUAAUUUGGUACUGACAAGAACAGGCUAUUUAAUCUAAUUUAAACUGUUUAAAUAACACAAUAAUAACUACAUUUGCAAACAUAGUCCAGUUUAAAAGUUUACAUGCCUUUUAUCAUUAAUACUGUAUAAUGUUACACAACUGUUUUCAUGUUUUAUGGUUUUUGUUCAUGGGUCUCUUGUUAAAUCUUAGCCAUUAAACUGUACGUCCGGUCUUUAGAAAAAUCUUCCAGGUCUGCACAUUCUUUGCUUUUCUAGAAUCUUCUGCAUAUCACCGCUUUCCAACAGUGACUGUAUGAGGUUGAGAUUCAUAAUUUCACAAUAAAGAUACUGGUGCAUCUAAUACACAACUGUUGCAAAAGAUACAAACAAUCAUUGGUGCUCAAGAAGACAGCAUGAUACAUUAGAACCAGCGUGGUGAUGGUUUAACCAGUACACUCUUAGUAAAAAAUACAAAAGUUGUCACUGGGACGGUACCUUUUAAAAAGGUCCUAAUAUGUAUCAUUUUGGUAUAGAUAUAUACAGAUAUGCACAAAAAAGUACCGCCCCAGUGACAACUUUUGUACCAUCUUUUCUGAACAACCUGUUCUCACAAAAUUGCGUGAAAUAGUCACGCAUUAUUUUGCUCAGUUUUGCGUGGCAUUGUCACGUAUUUCCACUAUUUUACGUGCCACUACUUUCUUUUCCAUCAACUGUUUUUCCUAUUUUUAAAGGCGCUCUAAGCGAAUCUGUGUAACGUCACUUUUUGUUGAUGUUUGAACUGUUUUCAAACAAACGGAGCAUAGCUAACUCCUCCCCCUCCCUUACGUGCUUUCAUGAACGCGCCCAACCCCACCCCAAAAUCCUUCUUGUCGUUUAUUGGCUGGAACACUUUGUUAUGUUUCGUGAUGGUAGGUUUGGCCACUGUGUUUUUAUUGCAGUUUGUGGAGGCUGUCUACAGAGAUCGCGUUUUUUUACAGUUUGAUCAGCGGUCAGGCAGCAAGCAGAUAGUGAGGAGAUGUUUGCUGGAUGUAACAAAAAAUUUUUAUGGUCUAAAACGCGUGAAUUCGCUUAGAGCACCUUCAAACAAUUGUCGCUUUGGUUUGGGGUUCGAUUUGCUGUUUGCGUUAGCAUGUCACUUUUAAGUAUAGGUUUAUACUAUUUUUUCGUAUGCUUUUUAAACCAUUGACGCCUGACGCUAGGGUUAGAGUUGGGUUUGGGUAAGGAUGUCAUUUUAUGUAACAGAAAGUUGUUCUAACCCUAAACUGAAGCAGUUGUGUAUGAUUUGCUUUAAUGUCUUCAUUGUAAAAAGAUGAAUCUCUUUAUCACACAUUCAUUGCUGGAAAGGGGUGAAAUAUGCAGAAGAUUGUGGAAAAGCACAGAAUGUGAUGGACCUGAAGGAUUUUUCAGAAGAUUAGCGGGCAGUUUAUUGGUUCAGGAAAAAUAAGAGACUAAUAAACAAUAAUCACAUAACAUAAAAACAGUCGUUGAUCAUCCAGGUAACAUUACACAAUAUUAAAAAUCAAGGAUAUUUAAACUUUUGAAGUGGGUUGUGUUUGUAAAUUCAGUUAUUAUACUAUGUUGUGGACGCUUAGUCAGGGCAGUACUAAAAACAAUUAACACUUUGUAUGAUCCAUAACAUGCUAACAUUUUGCAGAUUCAGCAAGGGUUAUGUAAACUUAUGAGCUUAACUGUUAAAAUGAUAUAUGUAGGCUUAUAUACACAUAUUUUGGUGUGUAUAUGUAUGUGUAUUUAUACAGUGACUGACAUCGAAAUAUGAAUGUUGAGAUGAUUGUUUAUUUGUGUGAAUAUUUGUAUACUGUAGAAUAAAUUAAUAAUAAAGGAGGCAAAUGUCUCAUCUGUGCAAUCCC
This is a messenger RNA of Misgurnus anguillicaudatus (oriental weatherfish), 7696 nucleotides long. RefSeq names its product stromal interaction molecule 2b (gene stim2b). The record is from RefSeq and is a predicted model, not a curated record. Gene Ontology annotation, biological process: store-operated calcium entry; activation of store-operated calcium channel activity; intracellular calcium ion homeostasis. Gene Ontology annotation, cellular component: plasma membrane; endoplasmic reticulum. Gene Ontology annotation, molecular function: calcium channel regulator activity; protein binding; calcium ion binding. Lineage: Eukaryota; Metazoa; Chordata; Actinopteri; Cypriniformes; Cobitidae.